AUGUCUGCUCUUUCCUUGCUGAAACAAGCGCAUGAUCUUAUGAGUGGCAAAGGGGUGCCGGAUCUUGUUCGCCGGAUUGGACCGGGUAUAAAACGGAUAAAAGCAUGGCAAAUCCCACCGAAGCAUUUUUCCGUAUGGCUUGGAAUCCUGAGUGCGGAUUGGGAAAGAGUUAAAAAUCCCAAAUCUGAUUACGGUUGUUUGAUUGUAAAUAUCGGAGGUGAUUGUUCUUGGAAAAUCACAGACGGGCAGAUUAUGCUUUUACCGUACGAAUACAAGGUCGUAGACGAUGUUGGAUUGGGACGACGUUCGAAAAAAAUCAAUGCACGCAUUGUGACGUGUGGUAACGACGCUCCUAUUAUCGAAGUUUCUCAAUCUUGGGCCGCUAGCAAAUACGAGAGAUUGUGGGUUGAUGAUUAUGGACCAGGGGAAUAUGGGCUUUCGAUAACACGUUCCGGUAUUAAGUACACGUACGUUGAUCCGAGAGAAUUGAUGGAGGAUCUUAGUUCAGUUAUUGCAAAAAUGGAGUCCAUAUACCGACUCCCGGAAACGGAGGAAGAGGAGGAGGAGGAGAAGUGA
Morchella sextelata is the source of this 576-nucleotide messenger RNA. RefSeq lists its product as uncharacterized. Lineage: Eukaryota; Fungi; Ascomycota; Pezizomycetes; Pezizales; Morchellaceae. Bases 1 to 576 code for a protein of 191 amino acids. The transcript has 2 exons. The record is from RefSeq and is a predicted model, not a curated record.